Hypoxylon fragiforme is the source of this 2034-nucleotide messenger RNA. RefSeq lists its product as uncharacterized. Bases 356 to 1615 code for a protein of 419 amino acids. The transcript has 4 exons. Lineage: Eukaryota; Fungi; Ascomycota; Sordariomycetes; Xylariales; Hypoxylaceae. The record is from RefSeq and is a predicted model, not a curated record.
CGGAUGUACUUACCUAUAUGAUUUCGGGACUUCAAUGUUGCUUAAGCCUUCAAUGUCCAGUACAUCAGUUGUGUACUUACAUAGGUACCUCCCUAACCUAGUCAGCUACUAACCUUAGACAUCUAUCGGUGACUUGGUCAUUAUUAACUUCAACGGUUCCUGUUUUUAUAUUCCAGUAUCAUCCUUCUCCAUCUAUCUACAUAACAUUCCUCUUCAUUAAUCAAAUUCCUUCUCCUUUCGUUUUUGGUUAUAUUAAUUUUAUAUUCCUAUCCUCCUCCGCCCACCUCUCGUAUUCGUUGCCUCCCUCUCUCCGUUUCUGCCCCGACGUUGACCUCCUAUCAGCACUAUCGUAAAUAUGGCCCUCUUUGUAGACCUCGACGAGGAGGCAGAACCGCCGCAGACCCAACACUAUGGCUUAAAGCCCGAGUGGAAUGGCGAAAGAGCACAACAACAGCUCUCCUCUAGAAUAAACGAAUUGACCCCUACGAGGGAAGACAGUGAUCAGAGUCAACCGAUCGUAUAUGGCGAAUCCGAGAACCCCAAUGAGCAUAAUGGGAUGACGGAGGCUCUCGGAUGUUAUCCUAUCGUUAUGGCCAUUGCGUCAUCCAUCGACCUCAACACACUUGACAACCUGUCCCGCACCUGUCGUCAAAUACACCUAGCCCUUCUGCAGUACCGCAGUAGUCUCCUCGCGCAUACCCUCCACUGUAUAAACGAAGACGUGCCUGUCGACCCCGAAGACACCUUCCGAUAUCGUGCCCGAGCAGGGAACUGGUUUUAUAUGGAAGACGGUCGUACCGGGGACUACAAUGGCAAGAGUGGAAGCUGCGCGAGAGAUAUGGUGGCUGAAUGCAGGCGGUGUGCGACCGUUGUCUGUCGGAACUGUGCGAUCAAACCGCCAGCACCCGUUGUCCUCCGCGAUAGGCAUCGUAGGUUAUGUCUUCCGUGUAGCAAAGCUCCACUAGGAAGCCUUGUGAAGCCAGCCUUACAGCCGGAUACGCCCAUAGACGCCGAAGAAAUGCAACGAUCAAUAUGUACUUGCGUUAGCGAGGGGGUUUGGCUUUGCCAGCCCUGCGGCAGAAGCAUUCGUGGAGCAGACUCGGACUACAAGUCCAUCUGGAAAUGGCGGAACCAGUAUGGCGAGGUACUCGGUGGUCUCGGGACCGGUAUCGGCGAAGGUGACCGGGGCGUAAUCUGUGGACGAGAGGCACUCUGCUGUGGCUCUAAGGAGCGAGAACAGGAAACCGACUGCGACGCAGCAGAUGCCCGGGAACAAGAUGAGCAGAAUAACGGGACGCUAUCCCCUUGGGGGACGCCGUCACCGGCCUCCUCAAUUGCCGGCUCGCCGCCCUCGGAGCGCCGGACGCCCAGCCCACAAUUGCGGCCCGGUUACGCGCGUCAUGAGAUCGAAGGCAUCGGUGGCGUGGUCAAGACUAAACUUGUCCAGAUUGUGCGUGUCGGUGCCUGCGUUCCCGAGUGGGAGGACGAGAAGAAGACGGGAACUAUCCUAGGCCGAGAGAUCUCGGGCCGGAGCCGUAGCUGGUGCGGGUGGUGCCGAAGGGUUAUCCCCGGGAAAAAGGACUGGGAGACAUCCAAGGCUGCCAGCGGGAAAUAAGGAGGCCCUUCCUUCUAUUUAAUAAUAUGGCUGAGAUGUAGAGACCUAUAGAAUAAGCUACAUCCACUAGUUUGGAUAAAAGCAGGGAAAUGAAGUAAUGAGGCCCGGAAGACAUAAACUAGCAUAAUAUAAAUAUCAACCUGAGAUAUAUUGACGAAUUAAACCAUCCCGUUGUAAGUGAUGUAGGCGCAGCAUUUGGCCCAAUACCCUACCUACCCUAGGCAUAAGAAAGAGCGUGAUGUGGUGUGAUGUGAUGUCCAUUUUAGAAAAGGAACUAGAACCAGAACCAGAACCCCAGAAAUUAGAACCGGGAGAUAGAUGAUGGGAAGGGAGAAGAGAAAACCAAAAACUACCUCGGAGAUAUAGAGAUCACCGUGUCUAACUGUUCCCCUUUCGUCUUCCCGAUCUAUCUAGGUGCC